UGCACUGAUGGGUCAAAAUCGAAUCUAUUUGGAUGUAAAUGUUUGCUGAAGUGCUGGACAGUGACACAAUAAUCAGCAUCAGCAGGCAACAGUGAAGCAUAGUGGAGGUUUCCUGCAAAUUUGGGGUUGAAAUGAAGUUGAAUUAAUGGUGUCAUCAAUGCUGAGAAAUACAGGCAGAUUAUUUAUCCGUCAUGAGAUACCAUCAAGGAGGCAUCUGAUUGGCCUCAAAUUUAUUUGGCAGCAGGACAAUGAUCCCAAACACACAGUUAAUCUCUCAGCGAAGAGAACAAAGGGAGUCCUGGAGGUAAAUUUUGGUCUGAGAUAAUCGCAUUAAAUGGGUUGGGUUUUUUUUUUCUGCAGUAAUGUUCGUAAGGAAAUAAAAAUAAAAAUAUUUAGUAGUAUUGGACCUUUUUAUUAAUUCAACACGUGGUUAACAUCAUGGUUUAUCAAAUACAAUGUAGUGCGUUUGCCAUUUUAAAGUGUUUAUUUCCAAAUCUUGAGCAAAUUUAGACAAACAAGCGCAGAAUAAAUUUGUUCCUACAAUUUAUAAUGUUGAAAAAAGAGCAGAUAAUUCGCCUUUAUGGGAGAAAGAUAAUCUUAUUAACGGGUUUGAGCCAAUUAGUGUCGGCUCGAUCCCAAACGCAGUGAAAUUGCCCUUACAGGAGUGCACUAGAUAGGGCACUGAGUGCGGUGUCCCUCGCGGGGUAAAGUGCACUGCAAUAAGGGAGCGGGAUUGGGAUUGGGAGGGUUUUGGUUGAUCUGUUCACCGGAGACCCGAGCGGAAGUUUGGGGCUGCUUGGAAGAAAACCGGCGCUGGAGUCUUGGUGGGGUUUCGAGUGUUUGUUUGUUUUAAUAAAUAAUAAAUGGACAGCCCUCAUCGAGCCAACGUGUUCGUGAUGUCCUGCCUGAAAACACCGGUGGAUCCGCUCACCAAAGUACCGCUGGCUUUGUACGAGAGGGCGCGUGCGGCUCCGAACAACGAACAGAUGGAGUCUGAUUCUGAAUUCGACCCAGAUACCAAUGAAGGACUUCAGGAUGAAGUCUGCUGCCCUCUGUCUGUAGCAGAUGGCUGUAAAUUGGGUGGACACAUUGACCUGCAAGAGCUUAACCUUUCGAAUAAGGAGUACUACCGCAAGCUGGACCAGCUGAGGAGAGCUCACCUUUGCACCAUGGCUGAUCUCAAGCUCAUGCACAUUAAGAGCCUUAAUCUGAAGAGUGCCAAACCGAUAAACGGCCAUGACCGAGUCUGUCUGCUGCAGCAUAAUCGGCAAAACAGUACGACUGAAGAAAACCUGAAGAAGGCUCUUUCAGCCCACGAGCUCCAAAGCACCACCUAUGUGGAUGAUGAUGACAAUGUCCAUGGUGACCAUAUCAACCCAAACGUUUCAAAAGGUUCCCUCGGUUCUCCAAAAGAACGCAUUAGAAACAUGUGGCGAGGCUUCUGUAUAUACAAAAAGUCCUCAAGUAGGCAACAAGCAUCCUCCGUGUCGCCAGAGAACCAUCCAGGGGACCAUCAAGCCAUGGUGGAAUCAAAAAUCCAAAGGUCAAACAAAGGGAAAGGUUGGCGUCCGCAGGUGACCGUCCCCAAGCCCUUCCGAAUGACCCUCCGAGAAUCCAAAUGCAAGGCGGUCAGGUCUCGUGCCGAAAUCGAGCAUGAGAAUGAGAAGCUGCGACGAGAACUGGAGGAGCUGACCGAGUGUCAGCGCAAGUUCCGAGCUGCCCCGAUGCCCUCUCAUGUCCGACUGCUGCUAUACGAGGAACUGCAGGAACGAGAUGAAGAACGUCGCCGGGAGUUUCGGACUGCAGUACAGCAGCGCCUUCUUGCUGCCCAGAAGCCCUUCAGCUUUCUGGAGAGGGAGCAAAUCAAGAAACAGCAGAAGGAGCUCAAUAUGCUCCUCUCCACUAAAGAGCAAGAGAAGCACAAGAGGCGCCAAUUUCGAGCCAAACCUGUUCCCCGUGCUGUAAAAGAGGCAGCGUCGCAGGAGCGGGAAAAAGAAGAAAAGCUCUACAGGGAGAUCAAGAAAGAAAUGCGGGCAACAGACAUGCUCCUGAGUGCCACCGAGCCGCCCAGCAUGCUGGCCAAACGUUUGAAUGAACGCCAUGCGCGGAAAGAAGAGCUAUCUGUCGACCAAAAAUCGUCGACCAUCACCAACCACAAGAACAGAUUCUGCUCCCGGGUCCCAGACUUUGACGCCCACUAUAGGAGCUUCCAGAAGCAACUUGAAAGCAAGAGGGAAUUCCGACCUCUGACAACUUGCAAACCGUUCAAGCUACGCACAGCUAACAACAGCCCUUGUAAAGAGCGACUCGCAGCCAAGGCUGAGGCGGAAAGGAGGAGCCAAAGCGCAUCUAUGUGCCUGUUUGUAUCACUUUCACCUGCUUCAUCCUCUGUGUGUUCGUCAGCCUCUGGGAGCUGUGAAUACCUACCUCCUAAAAUUACUGACGCAGCCAAGAAACGUCAAGAAGCUGUUAGGAAGGUUCUCGAACAGAGGAAGAAGGCAGAGCAGGACGAGGAGAAAUGGAAGGAGCGACAGAGGCAGAAGGAGAAGAAGCUGCAGAAGCUGAUAGCCAAGCGUGCUCAGGCUUACGACCCACACGUGGCCCUGGCACAGAUCUGUGAAUCCAAACUCAAAGAGUUCAGAAAACAGGACCUGCAGAGGCGCAGGGAGUAUCAAGAGGAACUGAGAGAAAUACAAGGGAGAGUGAAAAGCAGACCUCUUCUACUAGAACAAGUUACACAGAUGAACGCUAAGAGGGCAGCGGAGAAGCGCUAUAGUGAAGCUCUGCGUGCGUUUGGUCUCGACCAGGCCUUCAUUAAAAGGAACGCUCUCGCAAGUAACCACGGCUGCACUUUCUCUGGCGGUUCAGACAUUCAGUCGCCUCACACACACAGGAAGGACAAAACAGCUGGUGAUGUGGAGAAUGCCGAUUCUGAGGAUUAUUCAGACGCUGACUAUCCUGCCGAUUACGAAGAUUAUAAACAUGACGUCGAGGAUGUACUGAUGGUCAGGAAGAAUGAGAGAAAGCAGGAAGAUGAGGGAGAAAAACUAGAUGAAGAAUGGGACCCCAAUAAGGACCGAGAAGCCAUUCGUUCCUAUGAGCACGAUCUGGAUUUUGAUGAUUAUCAGGAUGGGGAUGACUGCAGCCAUGGUAGACAUAGCAACACAAGUGUCACGAGCGAUGAUGGACAAAGAAAAGAAGAUGGGAAAAGUGUAUCUGGAAGUCAGGAGUCUGAGGGUGGUGAAGAAACGGAUGAAUGUGAAAGUGGAGACAAAAAGAACAAUGAUUCGGACUGAAAAUGCUAUUUUAUUUGUGACUCUUGUUGUGGAAAUGGCUGGGAUUUUUGUUGUUGUGUACAGUAUUUAUUAUAAGGACUGAGAAUAAAUUGGUCCAUGCUUUACAGUU
Silurus meridionalis is the source of this 3405-nucleotide messenger RNA. RefSeq names its product FAM161 centrosomal protein A (gene fam161a). Gene Ontology annotation, cellular component: cilium. NCBI's taxonomy places the organism in Eukaryota, Metazoa, Chordata, Actinopteri, Siluriformes, Siluridae. The record is from RefSeq and is a predicted model, not a curated record. The transcript is spliced from 7 exons. The coding region runs from base 864 to 3296 and encodes 810 amino acids. Gene Ontology annotation, biological process: cilium organization.